Molecule: messenger RNA, 2394 nt
Organism: Rhodotorula graminis WP1
Lineage: Eukaryota; Fungi; Basidiomycota; Microbotryomycetes; Sporidiobolales; Sporidiobolaceae
Exons: 3
Coding region: 1-2394 (797 amino acids)
Source: RefSeq, a predicted model, not a curated record
AUGUCACACAUCGACGCGCCGCUCCGCUCUCGCCGACACUCCGACCCGUCGCCCGCCAACAGCAACAAGGUCCGCCGACGCCAACCUGCGCCCCGCAGCGCCAACGACACGCACGACUACGCGCCCGACGCGCUCCUCUUCCCCACGCUCCUCCUCCCCGCCGAGCUCGAGCUGCGGCGCGUCGCCGCCCGCCCCGACUCGGUCCUCCUCCGCUCGGCGCGCCCAGCAGGGCCGCGGCACUACGCGACCGACUCGUCGUUCCGCCUGCACGCCCUCGUCGCGCGCCAGUCGUCGUCCUCGGGCGCACGGACGACGUACGCCGCCGCGCUCGAUGACGCCCUCGAGGACGUCGACGCGUCCACCGACUGCGGCGCCGUCGCGGCGGCGUACCGUGGCAGCGCGUCGACACCCCAGGUCGUCGCCCUGUGCACGAGGCGGCGCAGAGCCGUCAUCCGCGCGACGCAGGCCGAGGCGAGCGCGAGCAGCAGCCGGGCGGCGGCGAGUACGAGCCGGGCCGUCGCGAGCGCGAGCUCGAGGUCGAGCCGAGCAGCAGCCGCGAGCUCGAGCAGUCGAGCCGCCGCCGCUGCGGCAGCAUCGUCGUCGUCGUCGUCCUCGGCGUCGUCGAGCAGGUCGGCGGCGGCCGCUGCCACUCGUACGCGCACGCGCCUGAUCCAGCGCACGACCCGGCCGGCCAACACGCCUCGGAUCGCCGCGCCCAUCACGACGCCGCUCAACCCGUCGCAGGCCUCGGCGUCGCGCUUCUCGGAGCUCGAGUCGUUCGUGAGCUCGCAGUUCGACGACGCGGCGUCCGUCAUCACGAGCCGGGCGGCAGCGGCGAGCUCGUCGAGGGAGGCGCUCCAGUCGUCGGUCGACUCGCUCUUCUCGAGCGCCCUCGUCGUCGUCUCGAGUCGGCGAGCAAGCGCAACGGCGUCGAGCACGGCACAAGUAUCGGCUUCCUCUUCUGCCACCACGCCGACCUCGACCUCGACCUCCCUCCCUCCUUCUUCCUCCUCUUCUACGUCCGCCGACCCUUCUUCUACCUCGUCCGGCGCCGAGCCGAGCGCAACCGCCGCACCUGCAUCAGGCAACCGGAUAGCCAAGAUCGUCGGCCCGUCGGUCGCCAUCCCGCUCGGCCUCCUCCUCCUCGGCCUCCUCGCCUUCUGCCUGCUCCGGCGACGGCGACGACGCAGGAACGCGGCCGGGCCCCUCGGCGGUCGCUCGACGCCCGGUGGGCUCGGGCCCAUCUCGAACCCGCAGCCGAUGCAGGCCGCGCCGCAGCAGUACGGCGCCAUGGCGCGCUUCGCGCCCGGCGCCGGCUCGGGCUCGGGCAUGGGCGGCGUCGGCGUCGGUGCCGGUGUCGGCGCGGCGGCGGCGGCAGGAGCAGGAGGCGCGGCGGCGGUCGGCGCGGCGCGCGGCAACAACGACUCGCAGGAGAGCGUCGGCACGACGCCGUCGGCCAUCGGCGUCGCCUUUAGCGAGCCCCGCACCAAGUGGGGCCGGCGCUCGCUGGUCGACGUGCUCGCCGGCGGCGUCCGCAGCGCCAACAGCGGGUCCAACUCGCCCUCGGGCAGCGGCGCCGGCACCGGCUUUGGCACGCCUGAGCGCCAGUUCCGCGGCGUGUCGGGCACGUCAUCGUUCGGCGGGCGCCAGCCGUCCAUCACGAGCCUCGCGUCCGGGUCGAUCCCGAGCGAGUACCGCGGCGUCGGCGGGUACAACUCGUUCGGGUACCAGCCGGGCCAGAUGCGGCCCGUCAUGACGCCUCUCGGCGGGCACUACGACCCGUUCGCCCCGUCGCCGUCCAUCGUGCCCGUGCCCGCCUCGGCGCAGCGCCACCCGUACCCCGUCCCGUCCGAGGAGGGCUCGAUCAGCGGGUACGGCAGCGGCAGCGGCAGCCACAGCGGGAGCGGCAGCGGCGACGACCUCGCGCGGCAGUACGGCGGCGCAGCGCCGGCGGGCGAGCGGGCGACGUUCGGCGACGGCGCAGCAGCGCAGCCGGGCCUCCCGUACCUCGCGCCUUUGCGGCCCGACAUGGGCCGCAGUCGCACGACGGGCACGACGACGACGGGCGAGGAGGGCUACUACACGGCCGACCCGGGCGCGAGCAGCCGCGAUGAGCUCGAGAGCGAGACGCUCGAGGAGGUCGUUCUGCGCGACUUUGGCGUCGAGGAUUACUCGCCCGAGGAGCGGUCGGUCAACUUUGGGAGCGGUUCGAGUGGGAGCGGAGGGAGCGGGAGCGCAGGGCGGCCGAGCUUUGUCGGGAGCGUCCGGCGGUCGUUCGAAGAGCCGGGUGCGACGCCGAGGGUCGGGAGCAGGACGUCGACGCCGCGUCUCGGGUCGGGCCACGGCAGCCUCGGCACCCGGCGCAACGACGGGACGGGCAGCUGGUGGAACUGA